Messenger RNA from Eremothecium cymbalariae DBVPG#7215, 756 nucleotides. RefSeq lists its product as uncharacterized. Bases 1 to 756 code for a protein of 251 amino acids. The record is from RefSeq and is a predicted model, not a curated record. Gene Ontology annotation, biological process: regulation of transcription by RNA polymerase II. Gene Ontology annotation, molecular function: DNA-binding transcription factor activity; RNA polymerase II cis-regulatory region sequence-specific DNA binding. The transcript has a single exon. Lineage: Eukaryota; Fungi; Ascomycota; Saccharomycetes; Saccharomycetales; Saccharomycetaceae.
AUGGUUAUACCAGAGGAGGAAGACGUUCUACUAUUCGGGCAGAGGUUAGAUGCAGGUGAACAGAAGCAGGAAGAUGCAGCUUGGGAACCUUUCUUCAACCAUUUUAAAGAUUACUGCGAGCCUUACAUUGGUCCCUUUCAGAGUUUUCCGUGGACAGAAAGUAUUGUACUGAGUACCGAGCAGAACAAGGCCAACGAUAUAGCUGCUGUUGCCGGUGUGUCGGUCGAUUCCGAAGAUACGCUAUGCAGUAAUACUAUGCGUUGUUGGAGUGCCAGCACCAUUAAUAACGCUACCAAUAGGAGCAGUGUUAGGAGCAACAGCCAGAGUAGCAGUACAAGUGCAAGUAGCUCGCAAAGUGUCUCAUUUAAGCAGAUACCUUCAAAACCAGCGCUCACUGCACAGCCAUGCAGAAGGCGUGGUAACAGCCAAUCUGGUUCGCUGAAUGGGAAUAUAUCUUCGGAAAAAACAUGCCCUAUAUGUUACAAAACUUUCACUAGAAAGAUUUCGGUGAACAUUCACAUGGUUGUGCACACGAACCUCAAGCCUUAUGCAUGCGAUUAUCCAGGCUGUAAAAAGAAGUUUAACGUCAAGGGCAAUUUACAGCGGCACUCGAAGUGCCAUAAACUUCAAAAGCCCAAUAGAAAGCUGAAGAAAGCAUUAAAUGUGCUAAACAUGCCGGAUCACUAUACCGUCGAUACAAAUAAAUCCACUGCAACCACUGCAAAUCGUCUUUACAAGAACAACCAACUCCAGUGA